AAACCAAAGAAAAGUUAGAAGAUACAAUGAAAAUAGAAGAGAAAGAAGAAAAAGAAGAGAAAGUACAGGAAGAAAGUAAAAUAUUAAAAGACAAAGAAGACUUACAGAAACAAGAGAGAAUAAAAAAAAAGGAUAAAUUGGCAAGUGAUAACAAAUUAGAGAAGAUAGAAAAAUUAGAGGAAUCAGAGAAAUUAAAAAUCAAAGAAAAUUUAGAAAACAUAGUGAAAGUAAACGACAAACUGGAAGAAUUAGAGAAAGUAAAAGACAAACUAGAGGAAUUACAAAAAGAACAUGAGAAAUUAGAAAAACAAGAAGAAAAAUUAGAAGGAGAGGAAAAAUUGAAAGUAGAAGAAAAAUUAGAAAAGAAAGAAAAAUUUAAAAAACCAGAAAAAUUGAAAAUCAUGGAGAACUUAGAGGAUACUAUGAAAGUACAAAAUAAUAAAUUACUGCAAGAUAAAAUAGAAUUAGAAAAAGAAGAAUUACAGAAUCAAGAAAAAAUAAAAAUAGACAAGCAAUUGAUAGAUAAAAACAAAUCAAAAGAAAAAGAAAAACUGGAAGAGGCAGUUAAACUAGAAAUCGAAGAUAAAUUGGAAGAUAAGAUAAAAUUCGAAAAUGAAGAUAUAUUGGGAAGAAAAAAAUUAUCUGAAGAACAGAAACAAUCUGAAAACAAAAUUAUUAUUGAUGGUAUGAAUCAGAAUAUAAUGCCAAAUGACGAUAAGAUAGAAUCUGGAGAUCCAAAAAAAGAAAUAAAAUCUGCUAAGAGUGGGAAGACAAAGGAACAAACUAAAUCAAAGUCAAAGAGCAAAAAGCAGAACAAAUCUGAAACUCGAAGCCAAAAAGAAGAAGAUAAAAAACAAAUGAAAGACGAAGUAAAAAAUAAAAAAGAACAGAUACAUGAAAAAAUAGCAAAUAAAAUAAAUUUUACAUUAAAUGACCUUAAACUUGAGAAUAUUGUGUCAUCCGAGAUUUUAACAGAGACAAACAAAUCAGAUGAUUCGAAAAAAGAAGUUCUAAAACAGGAUAAUCAAUUACAAUUAAGUGAAAAAUCAUGGACUUCUAUAAUUAGCACGAAAGAUACUGCAGACUCAAAUAAACCAGUCGAGCAAAUAGAAACGAUUAUAAUUGUCGAUACUGCACCACAAGAUGCAAUUUCUGAUGUAAAACCAAUUCCAGUAAUCACAAAAAAAACAUCUUCAAAGAUUUCUCAAAAACAGGAGUUGGAACAAUCGAUUAAAGAAAUGACAGCAAAGAAACAGAAGAAAAAGAUUGAAGAAAAGGAAGCAAUGUCUACAAGUGUGACUGAAAAUGUACAAACUUUUUCACAAUCACCUUCACACGUUUUGAUGCAACAAGAGUUGGAACAAUCGACUGAAGAAGUAACAUCAAAAAAACAAAAGAAAACAAUUGAAGAAAAGAAAGCAGUAUCUGUAACUAAAGAUAAACAAGCUUCUUCAGAAUCAUCUUCACAAGUUCUGCAAAAAAUUGUUAACGAAGAUAACAGUAAGUCCUAUUUAGCGACAUUCUCUCAUGGAUCUUUGCCACAAUUAAGCCAAAAACAAAUAAUUCAUGAAAAAUCAUUACCACUUAAAACAGAAGUUCACUCCGACGAAUCACCUGCUGAUGAUAUUAUAAAUAUAAACGUCGAUAUAAUAUCAGAAAAAGGGAUUAAGAAUAAUAAUGUUAAAAUCGGAGAAAGUAUACCAUUUAAUGAAACAGAUUAUUCUGAUGUCCAAGUUACGAGUAAUAAUUCCAAAGGUGAAGUAACUUCAUGGGCAGAAGAAAUAGAAAAAAAAAUAUUUACACCGACUGUUGUGCAAUCUUUAGAGAAUGUAGAAUCACUUUCUUCUACUCUAGAAGAUAUAGAAGUUUUCACAACUGAUCUAUUAGACACCGAAACUAUUUCAACAACAAAAGCAGACUCGUGGGCUGCUAUUGUGGCUCGAAAAACAAAUGACACAGUAGAUUUACCUCCAUUCGUUGAACAGAAUACAAUUAAAAAUGAAAAACAUCUUACAAAGGAAGAAUAUCUCCCUCAAGUACAGAUUUUCGUAGAUGAGAGCCCUCAAUCAGCACCUAUAGAAAAUCUUGUUCAUGUCGAUGAUCAAGGUUUCGUCGAAUUUAUAAAUCGAAAAGAGUUACGAACCAGAAGAUCUAGAUCGCGAUCGAGAACCAAUAAAUCAGAUGAUUUCGUUGCAGUAACGGUAAAUACGAGCCAAAAUAAAACUGAUGCUACUUUGGAUUCUAUUGAACAAAAAAUAUCGACAGAUGUGAAAUCUAAGACGGAAACUAGUCAGGACAAAGAAACAAAAAAUGAAGUUCAGAAACAGAAAGGAAAGAGUAAAUCGAAGUUGAAAGGUAAUGAUAAGGAAACUAUUGAAAAAGAAGUACAAGAAAAAGAUGAAACGGUUGUUGUGAAAGAAAACUCUAAGGGAACAAUAACUAAAGAUAAAACUUCAGAUAUAGUUGUUGAUAGAAAGAAACAAGAACAUGAAAAGGACACUAAAUUUGAAUCUCGAAAACAAAAGGUAAAAGGCAAUGCUAAAUCGAAAAAUCACGAUGUAGAAACUAAAGAGAAUAAUACAAAAUUAGAAAUCUCUUCUAAAAAUGAAGAGAUUUCUAAAGAAGUUAGUACUGCAAAAAUAAAAGAGACAAAUAAUGAACCAGUAUUAGAUAUUCAAACAGAAUUGAAAGAAACAAAUAAAGAAGAAAUAACAACUGAAAAUUAUAAUAAUAAUUCCAUAGAAAAUUGUGUCUCCAAAACAAAUAAGGAACAUGAAAUUAAUUUAGAAAAGACCAUAAUUUCAGAUCAAGAAAGUAUAGAGCCGGUAGAUAAAAGCAGAAAGCAAAAAACAGCUGACGAGCAAAGUAAUAAUUCUAUGGAAAUUGGUACCUCCGAAACAAAUAAGGAAAUUAGUUCAGAGAAGACUAUAAUUUCAGAUCAAGAAAACAAAGAGCCGGUGGAGAAAGAAAAAAGUAAAAGCAAAAAACAAAAAUCUAAGAAGAAUAAAUCAGGGAAAAACGAGUGGAAAGAAUCAGUAGAACGAAAUGAAAGUAAGAAAUUUAAAGUAGAUAAAGAAUUGACAGCAAAUAUUCAAAUUACUGAGAAAGAAAAGACAACCACAAACGAAAACAAUCAAAUAACAGAGAAAAUAGAUACGAUCAAGAAUCAGAGUAGUGAAAAGAUAAAAGAUUCUCAAGAUUCAAGGACACCGAAGAAAGAAAGAGAUGAACCUAUUGGUAAAUUGAAAAAUAGGUCGAAAAAUAAAAAACCGAUCCAGGAUAAAUCAAAAGUGAAUGUUAAUAAAGAUAUCGAAAAGUCAUGUAAAGAAAAUGGAGUAACUAAUCAGAUAGAUUCUAAAACUGUAUUGAUAGAAACUGAGACAGCAGAUAUAAAUACGAAAUUUAUCGAGGAAGAAAAAUUAGAAAUACGUACUGAUACAAAUGGAGAAGAAUUGCACAAAGAAAAUGAAAAUAAUCAGAUUGAUUCAAAAUUGACACUUAUAGAAGUUAAUCAGAUAGAAAUAUCUUAUGAUAAAAAACAAAUGAAGGAAAUACCUGAACAUAGUCAAACCGAAUCAACUAUUGAGUCAAAAAUAAAUGAGAAAUUUAUUUUAGAAGAAAAAUUAAAGGUACCUGUUGAUAAAAAUGAUGAAGAUUUGCAACUGUUACAAGAAAAUAAAGAAUUUAUACAGUCUGCUAUAAAUCCAGAAAUAAAAGAAUCAGUAAUAGAUCGAAAGAUCCAACAAAAAUCGAAAAAGGAAGAUAAGAAAAAGAAAAAGCAAAGUGCUAAACAUUUACCUCAAGAUAAUUUGAGUAAUAAAGAAACAGAGGAAAAAGAGAUUAAAAAACAAAAUGCAAUUACUAAAGAAAAGGAAAUUAAAUCGGCAACAUUAGAACUUAUUGUACAUGAAAUAAAAACGUCGGUUGCAGACAUUAAACUUGAACCACAGGAAAUCCUUUCAGGCAACGUUCAUGACAACACAUGUGAAAAAUGUGUUGAGAACAAAACUGAACAGGAAGAAAUUAGCUUAACUCCUAAAACGAUAGCAUUAGAUUCUGCACUUUCUUCUAAUGUGGUAGAAAUUAGUGCAGAUAAAUUAAACAUAUCGGAUCAUGAAAAAGCCUUUACAGAUAUCGUCUCUUCGCAAGAUAAUAUAAUUUCAAAAUCAAGUGAGAAUACUAAUGAGAAUACAAUCGAUUCAAAAGAACGCAUUGAGCAAAUUGAGAAUGAAGAUAAAAAUACAUUAAAAGAAAUCGAGGAACAUCUUUCUUCGGAAAUAAAAUCAUGUCCUACGAUAAUCGAGAAUCUCGAGCACUUACAUGAAAAUAAAGAAAGCAUUGAAUCUGAUCCGUCCUUUGUAGCUACAGAGAAUCGUCCGAAGGUACGAUUCUAUAUUGCUGACGACGUCCUUAUUCUUACCCAUGAUAAAGAAAAGGAACUGAAAUCAGCAAUGAUUCAGGAGAGAACAUUGAAUACAGUACGAUCGAAAUUCCUUUCUCUUGACAGUGGUUUUUGGCCGACAAAACAUCCUUAUCAUGAAGCCGAAAAAGAUUUGUUUGAGAGUUUAGCUCAUCAUAUUGAGAACGAUUCGAUUGAGAACAAUAAAAAGGAUUCCAGUGAUCGUGAUCCACCGGAUCACAGUUAUGACGACGAUAAUAAUGGGGGUGGAUCUAGAGGUGGUUCAGGGCACUGUUUCGAUAAUUCGCGAACUCUACUGGGUUCACCUCGUACGGAAUGCCUCGUGACGGACCUGCCUGGUGGCAUUUGUAGUUGGCGCGAUUAUAGUACUUACUUAUCGAGCGAGAACGAGGAGAAACCGGAUAACACCUUGCAGCUUACACAUAAAAUGACUGAGAACUUGAUAACCAAGCCAAGCUUGCCUUCGAAGUCAUCAUCCUCUUCGACUAAUCUUCAAUUAACUUCGAAAAUCCAAAUGAAUUCUAACUAUCCUACCUGGAUCGAUGUUUCAAAUAAUAACAAUCCACUUCCUUCUGACCAUUCCAAUGCCACUGUAUCAACUAAUAUUCUUAUAGAAAACGAAGAAACCAUGUCCAUUCCUUUGAACGAAGAACAAUUCGUUCAAUUUAAUUUUGAAUCUUCCUCAAUAUCAACCUCCAUCCCAAAUCAUCCAGAACCAUCACAAGAUAUAGGUAGAGCAACGCUGGAAUCUCUGCAGCAAUGGCCUCCGAAUGAACAGGUGGAGAGAGAGACGAGGGCAAUCAAAGACAAGACUAUGAAGAUACGAGGGAUCAAGGUGCGAUGUGACAUCACAGUCAGUAAUCGCUCUUGUUGUACCAUAAAUGGUCAACGUUACUGGCACAUCUCUAUAUACGAAACCAUAGAAGCACGUCUCACAGCAUUAAAAACUGCCCUUUUGGAUAUAGAAGCUACGAAUUUGUCUCGUGAUUCUAUUGAAUCAAUGUUAUCUGCCACUGGGGCGAUGAUAACAAAACUUCAAGGUUAUGAUGAAGAAACUAUACAAUUGCAACAACAAUUGUGUGAAAUUCCAAUCAAUACUACUUGUCAAAUAUUUACGAAUACUUUGGAAAGUAUUCAAUCGCACAUUAAUACGUUGUUGACUGAAACAAAGCAAAGUUAUGAGCUUUUAGAGCAAGCUUUAGAGAUUCAACGUCAACGAACUAAAGAAAUAAAGGACUAUCAAAAUUUUCUUGAAGAAACAGAUGUUUGGCUAAAGGAUAUCGUAGUUGGAAUAAAUGAGUCAAUAACUGUAGACCAGAAUUUGCAAGUGCAGUUGUUAGAUCGUACUCAACGAGUAUCCAAAUUGGAAUCACUACCAGAAGUUAAAGAGUUGGCAAAAGUAUUGAAGAAUGAACUGAUGGACUUGAUUAACCGUCUUCAGCAAAAGCAGCAGGAAUUGCUGGAUGAAGAAGCAAUGGCCGAUGACGAAAAUACAGAUCGUGAUGAUGCCACAAUCGAUCAGGCACCAUCGAUACACUCUACUAUUGAAAGCAAUCCACCAUCCUUAGCCGAUGUGUCCUUACAAACAGGACAAAGUUUAUUAUUAGAUAUUGUAGAAGAUAAACCAUUACAACUUACAAAACAAACUUCGACAACUCAGAUUCCCGUUAUAACAGCUACUCAAUCAUUAAUGACACAAACUAUGGAUACCCCGACUUUUCCAGAUCAGCAAAUAAAAGAAACAAUCAAGGUAGUAAAACUCUCUGAGGGUGAUCAUGAUGUUAUCGAAAUAGCAACAAAGAACGUAAGGACUGAUAUAAGUCAAAAUUUACUUCGAAGUGAACAAAGUAACGUCGUACCUGAUAAUAUAAUAGUUGAUAUGAAAUAUCAAGAUGGUCAAAAGGAGGAGAAUGCUAAAAGCGAAUUGAACAUUCAUCAUGCGACUCCUCAAUCUUUCGAAACUGUUCUCUUUGAACCAGACGACGUGACUACUGAAGUAGUUGUCGAUGCAGAUGGUACGAAGAGAAUUAUCGUUAGAAAGUUAAGGCAGACAGUUGUUUCCAACAGACAUACUCAACAACAUGCAUCGUCGAUCACGACAGCUCUUGGUGAGGAUGCGUCAAUGAUGCAAGCAUUUUCAGAAGCAACUCUAAGAGAUCAGUAUGUCACGGUUACUACAACGAAACCUGAUGGUACCGUAGAAACAUUAACGAAACAAAUUCAUGGUAGUAAAGUAACAACAGGUAUACCAGAUGCAGAAUAUUUCGAAGAGAAAUAUGAAUCAACACCACAGUACACCCACAGAAUAACUCAGGGAGCUAUCAGAGAUAUUAGUCCUUUACCUAUCGAAGAACAAAUAUUAGAACAUGGUCAAUAUCAAACGAAGACAUCCAGCGUUCACGCUGUAGUACAACAGGUGACUAGAAGAGUUAUCAAGAAAACGCGAAGGAUUAUACGAAAAGUUACCAUCAUAGAUGGUAAGGAAACUACAAGCGAGGAAAUAAUUGAAGAACCUGAAGAAAUAGAAAUAGAUGAGCAAGAUAUACCGCAUAUUAAUAUCAACGUUAUUAAAGAUGAAAGUGAACAAACAUUUGGAUUAGAAAAAAGGGUAAGUGACGAAAAGAAACAAGAACCAUCAUUGUUCUCAAGCUUCUCAGGAAACAUACAAAGUGAUACUUCUUAUGAACAGCGUUGUCCAGAUAGUCCUAUGCAAGGUCCGUUCUUUGGUCCAUUCGCAAAAGAUAUGUCAAGCAUACGUCGAUCAGAGGUAAAGAAAAAGUCUAUUAAAAGCACUACCAUUGAUGAUACGAAAGUUGAUGCCAAGAAAACACACGACGAAUUAAAAGAAGUAGAAAAAGUUGAAGUUAAAGAUUCGAGGGACAAUACAAAUGAACAAAAGCUUGUCACAAAAGAGCAACCUAUUACUCUAGUUCAAGAACAAGAUAUUCUUACUUGCACUGUCACUGAUAUUCCAUCUGAAUCUGUCUUUGAUAUUCAUAGCACAGAAGAUGUUGUUACAAAGGUAAAUAAUACAGGACAAACAUUUCUAAAGGAACAAGUAGUGUCCUAUCUAGAAGAUUCUAUUAUUUUACAGACACCAGAUGAGGAUAUUCCUGCUGCUAUACAAUCGUCAUUAUCAUCGGAGGAUCCAGUAAAGACCGACAACGCAUCAGUUACAACUAAAGCUACUUGUAAGUCUGACGAUGCACCAGUAAGCUACAAAACACCCGAUACUUUGUUAGAAAGCGGCACGGUAGAAGUAGCAAAGCACAAUGAUGGUAGCAAUAUUCUAGAUGCUGACAAAAAAAUUAGUAGAUCGAGUAUUUGUAUGUUAGAGGAUCACGAUACACAGAAAAUCCAAGAAGAGGCAUUACCCACAAUGAAGAGCAAACUGGAAGAUAAUAAUGUCGAAUUACAAAGACAAUUAUCAGAUAUUCAAUUUGAUGUUAAAACUGAAGAGGUUACAUCAUCAGGAACAAUUCAAAUAACACAAACUACAGACAAUAAUAUUAUGCAUAAAGAUGUUCCAAAAUUACAAGACAAAAAACAGCAAGUAGAAACAUUUUUAACAAAAGAAAGAAAAGAUAUAUAUAAAGAUAACAUCUCAUUAUCGGAACAGAAAUCGUUUGUUGGAAAAGUCGAAAUAUCUUUGUCUAUUCAAAAACACGAUGAAAAACCGGAGUCCAUGGUAUACAUAAAAACCCAAUCAGAACGUUCAAAUGAACGACCAUAUCACACUGUCUUAGAAGACGUUAAGAUUAGUCUUCCAGCGGAUCAAGAAGCUUCCGAAAUAAUUCAUAACAAAACUGUGCAAACAAGCCCUGUAAAUAUCGUUCAAAAAGGCACUGUAACAACUCAGACAUCAAUACCUUUAAGUACUGAAACGAGCCAACAAGAAUCGGUGAAUGAUAAAUUAAAUUUACAAAAUAAUCAAAAAGCGGAACUACAACAACCACAACAAGAGGAAUUAAUACAAGAGGAACUACAACAACUACAACAAGAGAAAUUAAUACAAGAGGAACUACAACAAAUACAACAAGAGGAACUACAACAAUUACAACAAGAGGAACUACAACAAAAAGAACUACAACAAUUACAACAAGAGGAACUACAACAAAAAGAACUACAACAAUUACAACAAGAGGAACUACAACAACUACAACAAGAUGCAGGAACUGUUAGUCCAAUUUCCACAACUAUUGCUGAGUCAGUAGAGAUCAGUGUGCUAUUAUCCGAAUCUCCAGAACAUAUCAGCGAACAACCUCAAACAGAUAUAGUAGAAAUUACCGAUUCAUUAGGACUAAGCUCACAUACUAGAAACGAUAGUUUUGGAUAUGAUCAUGGAUAUGAACCAGAUGACAGAACAACAGUUGAAGAACCUUCUUCUACUCAAGGUGAUGAUGAUAUAGGGAGAAAGAAGAAAAAGAAAAAAAGAAAGAAACAAAAAAUUCGUGAAAUAAUAGAAGAUUCUUCUGGAGUACCUAAAAGUUCUUCGGAUGAAGCAGAUUCAGCAAGUAAGGCAACAAUAUCAGAUAAAAAAGACAAUAUCGUAGAAACGGAAGAAAUUGAAAUUGUCGAAAUAAAGCCUGUCAUUGAAGAACCAGAGAUCAAUGUAAACAAAGUUCCUAUCGACACACAAAGUGUUGUCAUAGAAACCUGUAAUGUAUCAAUUUCUCCGGAUCAAAAUAAGGAAUUAGUUUCUAUAAGAUCAGUAGCUGACACUGUAGAGCAAGAAAUAAGAACAUUUAAAGUAAAAGAAACAGAUAGUCAUAUGCAAAUUUCGCCACAAGUUAUAUUUGAAAGUGCUAUGCAAACGGUUCAGAAAGAAAUACCUGAAAUAAAAGAAUCCAGUAUACAAACGAUAACACCUACGAGAACACUAACGAUAGAAAAUGCGAUUCAGACCAGUCCUAUCGAAAAUGUUCCAUUAUCACCUAUUGUGCUCGAAACUAAAGAUUCACAUGUACAAACAGUCAUUGAAAUGGAUUCAACAGAAAUACAAACUUCACCGAUAGAAUGCGUUCCUUCGAUAGAUACAGAAACUCAAACAUUACCGAAAGUGUCAAUUGACGUUGAACAACAAACCUCAGCUCCUGCAGCUAUAAAACAAACAUCUCCUUAUGUGUCAGAGACAGUUGAAGUAAACAUACAAACAAGUAAACCACCUAGUCCUGAGAAACCAGAAAUGUUAGAUUUCAAUAUUCAAGCUGAACUAUUGGAGAAAGCAAUAUUUGAAACUGCAGAAACACAAACAAUAUCAAAUGAACCUGUACAACAAAUGGGAACUCAAGAAACAGAGACGCAAACAAAAUCUUUGAAUUCCAUGGUUUCUAGUGAACUUCAUUCAUUAGAAACGACGGAAACUCAGACAACUCCUGAAGAAAGUCUAAAAAAGAUCGAAACAGAAGAAAGGGAAAUACAAGUAAAAUCGUUCCAACUAUUUCCAUUUGAUAGCAUAGAGACACAAACGACGCCAGCACAGAGUCCUCGUAAAGUAGAGAUUAUGGAAAAAGAAGUACAAGUACAAUUAAUAAAUAAUAUUCCUCCUAAAACAAUGGAAACACAAACGACGCCUAAGGAAAGUCCACGAAAAAUAGAAAUCUUGGAAAGAGAAAUUCAGGCAAAAUCACCGCCACCAAUUACUAAUAUUAUGAUUCAAACAAAUCCGGUGAUUAGUCUACAACCACAAGAAAGUUACGAUCUUGAAACACAAAUUAUUCAGAAAUCAAUGAAAUAUGGUACGGAAGAAAAAAUACAAACUAGCUCACCUAUACUCGUAGAAACCAUUAGUGGUUCUGUACAAGUGGAAUCUAAAGAAUUGAUGCCUCUUUUUGAUAAAACUUCACAAAUAUCUUCCGAAAGCUGUGAGAAAAGUUUACAAGUCUCACUUAAAUUACAAGAAGAAUGUGAUGAGUCAACGUCAGUACAUAAUAUCACUGAAGAUCAACUUCUAAAAACAAUAACAUCGGUUAUACCAUCCGAUGAUAUAAAACCGCAAUUAAGUUCAACUCAGUCAACAGUUGUAGAAGCUACAGAAGCAUUAUUAAAAUCAGAAAUCAGCGAUGUUUUGGUGCAGUCAGAAAAGAGUUCAACACCAGAUACUUCAUUCGAAGUACACAUCAAAACAACGAUAGAAUUACCUAAUAGCGAAAUAUGUAGCGAAGCUAUAAUGAAUUCAGAAUCAUCGACAGAUAUCUCGCAAGAUGUCUCACUCACUCCGAAUACAAAUGAUAAUAAUAAUGAUAAUAAUGAAGCUAAAUUAGAAAAAAGGCAAAGAAGAAAGAGAAAACAUAAGACUAUGGAAAUUCAAUUAUUAACUAAAGAAACGAAUAAUUUAGACUCUAUAUUUGGACAACCAGCACAAUCACAAAAUUCAUCUUUGAAAUUAUCUUAUUCUGAUAUAACUAAGAAAAAUUCAAAUAAGCAACCAUUCAUAGUAAAUGUUGAUGAACCAAUGACUGUUCAAAGUUUUGAAGAAAAUGAUAACCAUGCAUCUUCUGCUGCUUUAGAUAUUGACGAUGGACUUAAGAAAGAAGUUCAAGAAAUGAAUUUACAAGACGAAACAAUACCGAUGUCUUUGGAUACGAGUAUUAUGUCUAUCUCACAAUCAUCGGUUUUUGUUGAUUUAUCCAACCCGUCAAAAUCAGAUAAACCAUUCGAAACUUCGUUAACAAAUGAAGGUCAACGAUUCGAAACUCUGUUCGUAUCUAUUCCCAGUGAACCAAUGGAUACAACUAUAUCACCAGAUGAGUCACCAUCAUCAAAUCAAAUUGAAAAGCCAGUAAAAACACAAGUGAAGACUUACGCGGAAGCUAUUUCACAAUUAUUAAAACCUUCGUCGACGCCUGGUAUAGUCGAAUACGAAAAAGAAUAUGAUACAUUGGGAUGGGAAAAUCGAUUACUUGUUCCUCACUCAACAAAUUCGCAUAAAACAACUAAUCAUGUUGAGUUUUCAUUAAGAGAAGCAAUGGAAGGAAGAAUUCCUCAACACCAGCCUACCCAAAAGAUCGAAACUACACGAAUAAUUUCGGAUAGAGUGAAGAAUCUUCAUAAUGCAGCAGAAACGGAUCAUUUGGGCAAUGUUUUGCACAUUGCUCGUCUAAGCGAAAUUAUGAUAGAUAAAUCGGUAGAAGAACGUUCGUUAGAUGUACGGAAGGAAUUAACACAACUCAGAAACGCUGUAGAAGAAAACGAUAUAGUAAUCGUCGAGGAAACUCUUCUCACGGUUAUUGAAACUAUAUCUACAUGGUUAGAAACGAUCGAAUAUAGAAUUUUCCUAAAUAGAGAGUGUCCAAGUGAACUGUCUCACAACGAUGCGAAAACUUUUAUCGAGCUGAAAGAAGAAGUAGAUCAUGUAGAAGAGAACAUCCGAGAACUCAAUGACAUUUGGAAACACGUUGAAGGCAAUUAUCCUAUCGAAGAACGUGUCUUAUUGAGAGAAUGCUUUGACGCGCUCGAACAACACAUGAAAGCCGUCGAACACGUGACAAAUACCAGCGAGAAAUGUACUAGUAAUCAUCUUGCCAAAUGGGAUGAAUUAUUGAAUGGUGUAAAUAAUAUGUACAGGUUAGUAGAAGAACAACGUAAGCAAUUGGAUAAUAUAAUCGAAUAUGAAGCUUCGACAAGAUGGAAACUUCAAGAACUUGAUAAAAUGGAGAACAUGAAUCGUUGUCACAUGUGGAAGACUAGGAAACUUCUUGCUACUUCGCACGAAUUACUCCGAGAUUAUCCUGGGAAGAUUAUUCCAGAGGAGACUUACUUAGCUCACGAAAUUACUAAAAUCAUCGAGAACAGUAUAAGCAUAGAAAGAGAUCGACUUCUUCAAUUGCUCGCUUUAGCCGAAGAAUACGAACAAACAUUACAGGAAUUUUCACAAAUUAUUGAAAUUGCUGAGAAUUUGCUACAGAGCCCAAUAUCUGUGAUGAAUUUGGAACAUCUUCAAGAAGAAAUGCAAAAACAUAGGAAAUUCUUUGUUAAUUUGAAUCAUUGCCGUGCAAUUUUAGAAUCAUUGGAAGGCAAUCUGGAUCCAGAAACUAGAGCCAAACAUUCUAAUUUGCACGUAGAAUUACAUAGUCGUGCAUCUUCGUUGCUUGAUCAAGCUGCCUCUCGAGCACAACAAAUGGCAUUGGCAGCUACACGUUGGAUUCUUUUAGAGCAAGGUGUAAAAGAGGAAAAAGGGUGGCUUCAGGUAGCUCAUCAACGUGUUCCUGAUCUCCAGACGGUCACAUCUUCCGACUAUGAUCAAUAUAUUUCUCUGUAUCAGUCUUUAUCUUCUGACGUUGCCACACAUCACGCCCGUAUCAUUCAACUAUUGGACGUUGCAAAUCGUCUAGAAGAAUUGGUGACUAUUGAAAAUUCUGAAGAUCGUUAUAACGGAGUCUUAGAUGUGAUCGUUAAACUUCAGGAUAGUAUAGAAUCCUCUUUAAGACGAUUGUUAUCAUUCCGAGAAAAUUGGAGUACUCAACAAACAUUAAUCAACCGUAUUGAGAAUUGGAUAAUAACAGCUGAAAAAGAACUAGUUCCUUUGAGUGAUACAUCAAGUGGAAACAUGCGUCGUUUUUGGGAAUUGAAAGCUCAAUAUGAAAUACACAACAACAUGCGCAACGAAGCAGAUAAGUGCUUUGAUCAAGCCUUAAAGAUCAUUCCACUUUCGGACGAGAUGUUUCAAAGACAAUUUCACGGUGAAUUACAAUAUCGAUGGAAAGACGUGACGGAGAAAAUCAAUGAGAUUCAAUCGGAGAUUACGCGUAACAUUUCCUCCGAAGAUAUCUCCUCAAAGGACAGAUUGAAAAUAUUGGAAAGAGAAUUAAACGAGUUGAGAAUGUGUCUCGAUGAUUUACACGGAGUAUUGAAGACAGAGGAAGAGCUUGAUCUUUACAUAGAAAGACUCACCGUUUUGUUCGACAGAGUUUCAUUGAUUCAAGAUAAACUAAGUCGCUUGGGUCUCUUAUCAGCGGCAGAAAGUGAAACCGUUGGAAUUCUCUUAUCAUCAGCUCAUCGUAUAGAAAGUCAGAUAAGUGAGGAACUGGAUUCAGCUCAAUUACUUCGAGAAAAACUUCAAGCAUUAAAACGUGGCCUUGGACACGUUAGGAAAGCUCAUCAGAGGCAUUUCUUGACUUUGGAUCAAUGCGAAAAAAGCGAAAAGCAAGGAAGCAACGUUGUCUCAGCUGCUAUAGAUCGUUGCGAGUCGGUUUCGGACGAGCUAAUAGUUCUUUGGCACGAUCUUAUGGGUCUUCGGCAUUUGUUACAUAAGUUGCCAUCCGGUAUGAGAGUCAGUGUGUCACCUGUAAGCAUCGAACGCGAUAUCUCCGCUCUUCAGGAUGCCCACACUGAAUUAGAAUGUAGAUGUUCACGUUUACUAUCCACACUACGAAAUAGACUCGCAUUGUGGAAUCAUUUUGAAAAACACUUGGAAAUGGUACAGCAAUCCGUUCAAGAAGCUGAUUAUAUGAUGGAGCUCUUAACCGUUCAAGGUUCGGUGGAUUACGAUAGAUUACUUAAGGCUACCGAGCGACUCGAGGGAUUAAACGGUGAUUUCGGUGCACGCGAGGUGCUUAUUAGCGAGCUUCAUGCCGCUGCCGAACCUCUGCGGGAGAGUUGCGCUGCAGAGGUCCGUGAGAGGGUCGAAGCAGCGGUAAAUGAAGCUGUACGAGCUUGGGAGGACACGAAAGCCGAAUUGAAUGCCCUUUGUACAAAAUAUCAACACGCUUGCAACUUAUGGCAACAAUAUAGAGAUUCGAGCGCAGUAGUAAAAGCCUGGAUGGACACUCAAAUGGGUAGUGUAGCUAAUUUACCUCCGGAGGAGGCUAUCAAGCAAGUCAAGGUUUGCGAAGAAACCCUGGCAGAACACAAGGAAAGGCUGGCGGAAUUACGCGGUUUGGUAGCCCAGAUCGCAUCAGACGUCGGUUUAGACGCUGGCGGUCCGUUACACUGCGAGGUCGAAGCACUUGGUCGUCGACUCGAGGAUGUCCGUGAAACUUUGUCAACCCUCGCCGACACUGCCGACGUACGUGUCCUUAACCAAGAACUUACGCAUGUAGAUCUUUGUCAGACGAAGAAUUUCCUCGAUACAGUACAACAGAGUUUGACGACAGUCGGCCAAGAAGAAUCCAAUGAGCACUUAAAGCUACUCCGUAAUCAUCUGCUUGCGCUAACAAGAACGGAGCCACAGCUCCAAUCUAUCAAAGAUAGGACUGUAACAAUGUCAACUCAAGAACCAUCAGUCGUCGAAAUCCUUCAGCAAUGGCAACGAGUAUUCAAAGAAACCUUCCAACAUUAUCACCGUCUUUCUAUCCGUUUGUUCAAGUCACAAGACGUAAUCGCGGUUCUGAAGUUGUGGCAAGAACAUUUAACUUAUGUGCAAGAGUUCUUAUCUAACCGCGUACCCGGUGAUUACAAUGGUUUGUCGGAGCAUAGAAAUCUUUGCGAGGUUUAUAGAAACCUUCUUACCGACCAACAAAAUCACCUGUUAACUGUUCAUGGAAAAGAAGGUAAAGAUCUCAACGUUACCGAACAGUUCAAUGCUCUAACAAAUCUUCACAAUGAAACAUUAGCAAAAAUCAUGGAAAGACACACCGCUGUACACGAUCGACUCUUAGCAUGGGACAAUUACAGACGUGAUCAAAAUGAUCUCUUCGCCUGGUUAAAAGACAUUGAGAGAGAACGCAGUCGAUUGCAAUUACGCUUCAUACACGUUCAUAGAUUGGAUAAGAUUCUCCAAAGAAUUCAAGCUCUGCUCGAAAAAGUUCCAUCGGGUGAAGCCCAAAUAGAGUCGCUUCAAAAACAACAAAUUCCUUUGCUUGUUGAUUGCGACGAGACUUUGGCCGUUUCAGUGCGCAUGGAACAUGCAGCAAACGUUGAACGUAUCGCCAAUUUACGUGCCGGUUUAGAGACUUGGAGAGAUUUCGUUGAGAGAGUACGAAAACUUCAUGAACAGCAUAUGGCACAGACCGACAGGAUCACGAACACACUACAAGAUAUCGGUCAAAUACUUAAUUCUGUCCUUCACUCGAUACCUGGUAAAUUGUCACAAACCAAAGAAAAUUUGCUUUUCCUUCAAGAAUUGAAAACUCGUCUAGUCGAUACUAGUAACGAAUUGGAAUCUUUAAACGUACUUACUAAAAAGCUACGAGAAUGUCUUAGUCCUUCUGACAUGAAAUCAUUGAAUCAACACGUUGCACUUUUGUGGCAACAACAAGGAGACCUUGAUCAUCAGUUAGCUUUAGUCGAAUACAAGCUUGGCGAACGUUGUGGUCUACACAAUCGUUGGAUCGACAGACAAAGCAGAUUGUUGACCUGGAUUGAAGAUGCGGAAAUCAGAGUGAAAAAUUGGGAUAUGAUCCCUCUUGGUGAACCCGAAAAAGUACUAAAACGAUUCGAGUAUGAAUUACAGGCAGAAAUAGCUUUAAAACAGCGCGAAUUCGAGUGGGUGCAAAAAACUGGUCAAGAAUUAAUCGAUGCGACCGAUGAUACUGAGAAAGCUAAAGUGCAAAAUGGAUUGGACGAAGUGAACGAAAAAUGGUGUAGAUUGCUUACGAGUGGAAAAGUUCGAGCGAAUAAAUUACACGAUCUAAUACAAUCAAUAAGCACUCUCGAAAAAAAAUUAAUAGAGCAAAGAAGUUGGAUGACCGGUAUCGAAACGCAACUUUCUGAAAAUUUCAUCAUCGAAACUGUGAGCCAAAGCUGUAUUGAUAAGAAAUUAGAGGACCAUGAAUACAUUCAAAAAGCAAUUCAAACGGAAGGUGCCAAAAUCGGAGAAGUAUUGAAUCUUUGUGAAAUAUUACUACACGAUUCCGACAUAUGGAAAACAUCUCUGAAUACCGACACGAUAAAGAACGGUAUGGAAGGUCUUCAACGUCGAUGGAAAACCACAUGUGUUAGAUCGGCUGAACGUAAGCAAGAAAUCAUUUUGGCCUGGAAGUUACUUCGUGAGAUGAAUAAUAUUAGAACAGAACACGAAGGCUGGAUCACUCAAACGGAAAGUGCACUUACGAAUUUUGAGAAAGAAAUGAAUGAAAUUACUAAAAAGGAUACGAAGGAAAUGCUUGAAAGAUUGAAAGUGAUAAUGAAAGAUAUUGAAGCACAUGAACCAGCUUUGAAGAUUCUUGAACAAAAUUUUGGACGACUUGCAAAAGCCAGAUUGGAACCUGAAAAUUUAAAAGCGCUUACAGCUGAAAGUCGUAAAACUAUAGACCGAUGGCUUCAAUUUAGUAGUAGAACAAAUUCCAUAAUCGCAGCGAUAGAACGCGAACAAAUAGAUUACCAUGAAUUUAGUUUAGCUCAUGGUGCCGCAUUAGUUAGUCUGACACAAAUUGAUAUUCGAUUGACUCAACUGCAACACUUGCUUACUCCUGAACAACGAACAUCACCACGUGGUAGGCUGCAACGGUUAUCUGAAAUCGAAAAAGAAUUGAACGCCCAAAACGUUCUACUGCAAAAAGCUGAUAAAUUAGCACUCGAAAUAAUGCAGGAGAGUCAUCCGGACGAUGUGACUAGUAUACAAGAACUCGUGGACGAAUAUCAGUCUUUAUGGAAAGAAAUUAAAACGCGAGUUACUACUUUAAGAACCGAAUUAGAAUCUCAGGAAAAAUCUGAAGUAGACGAAGCUAUUCAAGUUGAAACUUUGAAAUUUGAACAAGACACAGCUGUUCAAGUGAACACUUUGCCAAGAUUAAUUAGAAUGACAUCUUGCGACGCGUAUAUGUUGGAAUUGAAAACAGCUCUCACAGAAUGCCAUCAUUCUUUGGACGCAUUAGAAACAACUAUCGCACCAGAACCUGUAUCUGGACCAAGCCUGAAUACAACAACUAAAACUAUUGCAAAAUUGAUUGGAUGUUGUCAAUCAUCUAUAGAAUUAGUGCGUCAUCUCCAUACUUUACUCAUGGAAGAUACAAAAUUCAAUGUAGAAACAACAAUAAGUGAGGAAGUGCAAACUGUGAUAUCUCGAUACGAAGCUCUUCUUUUACUCGCUAGAACACGUGAACAACAAAUAAGGGAACUCAGGUCUCCCAUUACAGACGCUUAUUCAUUUCCAUGUAAUCACGAUAGUGAUAGGCUAACGUGUCCUCUUUGCUCUCGACGUAACUGGACUCAGUUGGAUAAUGAUCUCUGGCGUCUAGAAAAAUGGUUAGAAUUUGCUGAAGGUACUCAAAGUGAACAAAACUCGCCACCAAGUAAUAUCGAGGACCUGGAAUAUGUUAUUCAAGAACAUAGAGAAUUUCUUCAGCACCUUGACAGUCACAAAAGCAUUGUCGUUAGUUUGAACAUUGUAGGUGUUCAUUUAGCUGAACAUACAGAAGACACUAGCCGCGCAAUAGAAUUACGUGAUCGAUUAACUGAUGCAAAUACAAGAUGGGACAAAGUAUGUCUGUCAGCUGAAAAAUGGCAAGAACAAUUGCGGCGUGCACUUAUUUCGAAUCAUCAAUUCCAUCGUAUCAUCGAAGAGUUGUUCAGUUGGCUCGAAAAGACAGAAAUUGUAAUUAGGACAAGUGAACCAAUCGAUCUCUCCGAAGCUACCGAUAUUCUGGAAACAAAAUAUAACAAAUUCAGGGAAUUACGAAGUGACCUUGAGCGCUGUGAACCGCGUGUUUUAUCUCUCCAAGAAUCUGCCAAUCAACUACUAAAUGAACAGGGAGGAGUGAGAGCUCGACUACAAGAACUUCGAUUAAAACUACAAUCGUUACGUCGACUGACAGGCAUCUACUCAUUGAAAUUAGGAGCAGCUUUAGGAUUGGAUCCACGUGAUAUUGGACUCGUUGCUACAUCCUCCUCAUUAGCCGCUCUUUCUCGCGAUCUACUCGAUGAAGCUGCCUCUGGGUCCUCUCAGCCACACACAACAGCUGCCACAGAUGGUGAUGAAAGACAUCAAAUAGUACCAAGACAAGGAUAUAGUUUUCUAGGAAGAGUUUUGCGUGUUUCUCUUCCAAUACAAGCAUUAAUGCUGUUGCUACUUGGUGUAACUUCAUUGAUACCGUCAACAGAAGAAGAUUACAAUUGCAUGCUCUCUAACAAUCUUGCUCGAAGUUUCACUCUAAUGGUCUAUCAUCCAAAUGGACCGCCGCCUUUGUAACAAAAACAGAAUGUCUUCACUUUAUUUAUGUCUAUUGGUAAAAACUACUGCAUUGAUAAAAAGCAUUGAAUAUAAGAUUUAACGACUGUAACACGCGAAAUGCUUAAAUAUAAAUGAAUAUACAACAUAUAUAUAUAUAUAUAUAUAUAUAUAUAUAUAUAUAUAUAUAUAUAUAUAUAUAUAUAUAUAUAUACAUGAAAGUGUAUACAUAACGUUUUCAAAUA
This is a messenger RNA of Vespa velutina, 18712 nucleotides long. Its product is annotated as muscle-specific protein 300 kDa-like. The transcript is spliced from 17 exons. Gene Ontology annotation, biological process: nuclear migration. Gene Ontology annotation, cellular component: meiotic nuclear membrane microtubule tethering complex; nuclear outer membrane; cytoplasm. Bases 27 to 18488 code for a protein of 6153 amino acids. NCBI's taxonomy places the organism in Eukaryota, Metazoa, Arthropoda, Insecta, Hymenoptera, Vespidae. The record is from RefSeq and is a predicted model, not a curated record. Gene Ontology annotation, molecular function: actin filament binding.